Rhagoletis zephyria (snowberry fruit fly) is the source of this 2801-nucleotide messenger RNA. It is a transcript of the gene Dlic, whose product is annotated as dynein light intermediate chain. Gene Ontology annotation, molecular function: dynein heavy chain binding. The record is from RefSeq and is a predicted model, not a curated record. NCBI's taxonomy places the organism in Eukaryota, Metazoa, Arthropoda, Insecta, Diptera, Tephritidae. Gene Ontology annotation, biological process: microtubule cytoskeleton organization; microtubule-based movement. Gene Ontology annotation, cellular component: centrosome; cytoplasmic dynein complex.
UGCAUGUCGGAAAACGUUUAGUGGUAGUGAUACACGGAUAAUUGUGCGGUUCUAAAGCGAUUGCAUGCAGCUAAAGUCCUAUAAAAAGGAAGUUAUAGAGUAAAGACAGCGCACGCUUUCUGAUGUUCAUAAAUUCUGGAAAUUAAUAAAAAACUCUUAAGCAAAAUUAUUGAUAGAUAUCUCGAAGACUACAUAUUAGUUAAUUGAAUAGGAAUUAAUACUGCAAUUAAAUUAAAAGCAUUUGAAAAGUGUGUAGUAAAAUUUUACUCGCCAAGUCAUGCGAUUUGAACACCGUUCUUUAUUUGAAGAAAUUGGUAUUGGCAUCCUCGGCGCAGAGCAACUGAGAGGCACUGAGUCUGCAAUUUUGAGUGAAGUACAAAAACAAGGCAGCACAAAACUUCCAUCAAAUAAAUCAGUACUAGUAUUAGGCGAUAAUGCCACCGGCAAAACGACGCUUAUUGCGAAAUUGCAAGGUGUCGAAGAUCCGAAAAAGGGUUCAGGUCUGGAGUAUGCGUAUAUCGAUGUGAAAGAUGAGUACAGAGAUGACACAACCCGAUUAGGUGUCUGGAUUCUUGAUGGCGAUCCAGGGCAUACAAAUCUGCUGCGUUAUGCUUUGAACGAAACGAACUUUGAACACACCCUCGUCAUACUUACAGUCUCAAUGACGGAGCCAUGGGCUUGGCUGGAUCAAUUGAAUCACUGGAUUAAAGUGCUCUCCGAUCACAUUGAGAGCAUGAAGUUGGAGCCACAAGAGAAACAAGAGGCACGACAGCGGCUAAUCACUACAUGGCAGAGUUAUUGUGAGGUGGGCGAUGAUUUGGAUCCCGGGUCGCCAGUAAAACGUACGAUGAGAAAUAAUUCGAUUGAUGACGAUGAUCUGCUGCCGCUCACCGAGGGCGCGUUGACAACGAAUCUCGGUCUGGAUAUCGUUGUAGUGGUGACAAAGACGGACUACAUGACAACGCUGGAAAAGGAGUACGAUUAUCGAGAUGAACAUUUUGAUUUCAUACAGCAGUGGAUACGACGCUUUUGCUUGCAGCAUGGCACAUCACUUUUUUACACAAGCGUUAAAGAAGACAAAAACUGUGAUCUCCUAUAUAAAUAUUUGACACAUCGAAUUUACGGCUUACCAUUCCGAACGCCUGCGUUAUUUGUCGAGAAGGAUGCAGUUUUAAUUCCUGCAGGUUGGGAUAGCUUGAAGAAAAUAAGUAUUUUAUACGAAAAUAUGCAAUCGUGUAAGGCAGAGGACUACUACACAGACAUUAUCUCGCCACCACAAUCCAGAAAAACUGUUGCUAAUCGUGAAAUCGAAAUGCAAACCGAAGAUGAACAGGCCUUUCUGUCGCGACAGCAAGAGAUCCUCAAACAAGGCGGCCAGCCGCGUGGCGAUUCACCGCUGCGCCAUCAAGGCGGCACCAACAAGGGCAUGCAACAACGCACACCUGGCUCCGGUGGUCAGGGUUCACCCAUUAAGGUAAGCGUGAAGCCGACACCAGCUACACCGGGCAACGAAGGUGUGCUCGCCAACUUUUUCAAUUCGCUGUUGCACAAAAAAUCGGGUUCACCCGCUACGCCUGCCACCCCGCCCAAUGCACCGAAUGCGAGCAGUACACCACGUACGAAUGGCACCGAUGGUGCCAUUGAUAAGUUGGCGAUGCGCUCCGAUGCAGCUGCCGAACUUGAUCGCCUAACGAGAAGUGCGAAAAAAGAAAUGGAUUAUUCACAAAGCGAGUGUUAAGCAUAGCGAAGAUAGUGUUUUAAUGAAGAAAAGCAAGAAAACACAUAAGAACAAGUAUAACACCACAGUGCGCUUCGGAACAAUCGUUGGAAUGAGGAAUGAGCAACAAAAACAAGUUAGCAAGAUAAAUAUAAGUUAAAUAUGAAGUGAGUGAAACUUAUGUGAAUGUAAGCGGUAAUGACGAGUGUAAUGAAAAGAAAUCCCAAAGGGAGUAAAUUUAUACAUGCUAAACCCUUAGAACCCUCUACGAGCGAAAUUAACGGAUUCAUUACGAGAACAAUUCACUCAAAUAACGAGAAACUCUCAUGUAGAUGGUUAAAAAGAUAUACAUAUUUGCAAUUUGAAAGCAAACAAAACAAAUGCAUAAUGCUAGCUACUAAGCAAAAGCAACACAAGUGGAUGAAAAAAAAAACAAAUUUACACUAUUAUCUUGCUCUAAGUUGAAUCAUGUGUGACGCCCACAUUAGUUAUGUUGUUGUUUUCCCAAGUUGCUUCAAUUUUAUAGUAAUUAUUUUAAAUAUUUUUUAAACGAUCUAAUAAAUGCAAUACCUUUGCAAUUGUUUAUUUAAGCGUUGAAAUUGCUUUAAACAAAAAAAUUGAAUUAUUUAUGUAUUAUUGAAGCAUGGUAAAAUAGCAAAGGGAAGAUAAAAUAAUUAAGCUUGUUUUAAGUUGGCACACAUUCAAAUACAUUGUCUGACGUUGUUGGCCGAAGCGUAGGUAGGCAAAAAUUAUUUCUUUCAACGCUGCUCAAACAACAUACAUGAAAUAAUAGAAAGUGAGCACUUGGAGAGUUUUAGGGAAGGCGGCGUCUACAUAUGUUUUUAAAGCAGUUUUAAGCCGUUCUAAUGCGUUUGUGUUCCAAGUAAAUGAUUUUGCUUUAGCGUAAUUACGAAUAAGAGCUUGGCAAUAUUGGCGAAAUUGCCAUUCUUUAUUUUUAUAUGCUAAUUUUUAUUAUUUUUUGCUCAAAGCUAAAAAGUACACUGUAAUUUUAUAUAUUAAAUUUAAUUUAAAAACAUGAUAUUUUCAAUUCUAAACUGUGCAUAAAACAAAUUCAUAAAAAAAA